GGAGGCAGAGAAGACGGUCCAAUAGUCAACAGGUGACGUAAAACGUUCUAUCGAAUAGCAGACGAGCGCGUUCGAGACGCCCAAUCAGCGCAGGGCGGCGUUAUGGCUUAAAAAGGCCGCGUUCGCGUGCGCAGUUUAUUCUGUUUUUCUAUCCGCGAAGUGCAGAGUUUGACGCUAUGGCAAGAACCAAGCAGACCGCCCGUAAGUCCACCGGUGGCAAGGCGCCAAGGAAGCAGCUCGCCACUAAGGCUGCCCGCAAGAGCGCGCCGGCUACCGGCGGCGUGAAGAAGCCUCACCGUUACAGGCCCGGCACCGUGGCUCUGAGGGAGAUCCGCCGUUAUCAGAAGUCUACUGAGCUGCUCAUCCGCAAGCUACCCUUCCAGCGCCUGGUGAGAGAAAUCGCUCAGGACUUCAAGACCGACUUGCGUUUCCAGAGCUCGGCCGUCAUGGCCCUGCAGGAAGCGAGCGAGGCAUACCUGGUCGGUCUGUUCGAGGACACCAACCUGUGCGCUAUCCACGCCAAGAGAGUGACCAUCAUGCCCAAGGAUAUUCAGCUGGCCCGCCGUAUUCGCGGAGAACGCGCUUAAACCACAACUCCGUCUAGUAAACACAAAGGCUCUUUUAAGAGCCACUU
This is a messenger RNA of Ictalurus punctatus (channel catfish), 634 nucleotides long. Its product is annotated as histone H3. The coding region runs from base 177 to 587 and encodes 136 amino acids. Gene Ontology annotation, cellular component: nucleosome. The transcript has a single exon. The record is from RefSeq and is a predicted model, not a curated record. Lineage: Eukaryota; Metazoa; Chordata; Actinopteri; Siluriformes; Ictaluridae. Gene Ontology annotation, molecular function: protein heterodimerization activity; structural constituent of chromatin; DNA binding.